Messenger RNA from Tribolium madens (black flour beetle), 258 nucleotides. RefSeq names its product protein Wnt-5b-like. The transcript is spliced from 2 exons. Gene Ontology annotation, cellular component: extracellular region. NCBI's taxonomy places the organism in Eukaryota, Metazoa, Arthropoda, Insecta, Coleoptera, Tenebrionidae. Gene Ontology annotation, molecular function: frizzled binding; cytokine activity. Gene Ontology annotation, biological process: cell fate commitment; neuron differentiation; canonical Wnt signaling pathway. The coding region runs from base 1 to 258 and encodes 85 amino acids. The record is from RefSeq and is a predicted model, not a curated record.
AUGACCAAGUGUUGCAAGUGUCACGGAGUUUCCGGGAGUUGCUCCUUCCAAACGUGYUGGAUGCAGAURCCCACAUUCCCGGAAAUAUCCAAACAACGUUACGACAAAGCCAUCAUGAUCAGUUUUGAGAAAAUUCAAGGAGCUCUCACUUUAGGCAACACGGCCAGACACAUGCCGUGUAAUUGUAAAUUUAUAUGGUGUUGUGAAGUCGAAUGCGAUGUUUGUGUUGAAUAUGUUGAUGAAUUUACAUGUUAUUAG